GUAAGUUUCAAGCACAGCAGGGUUUAGCUCUGUGACCUAGCCCAGGCUAGGCACUAGCCUGGGCUAGGUGAGAUAAUCCUCUUGUGAUUGAUCUACAAACUUUCUAGAUCUAAGCAUGAUUUAUAGAACAACAAUAACAAUGGAGAGAUGCUGUUAUCAAAUAUUUACCAGAAAGAAUAUGAGGGCUACAACUAUCAUACCAACGAGAUGGAGGAAAACCUGGAGUAUAGCCAGACCACUGAGAAAGUCUCUAUUUAUGAACACAGCUUUUACCAGGAUGAAACAGAAGAAAGCUAUUGUGAUGAGAUGAACAAGCAUGAACUCGAUUAUAAAGAAGCUCUAAAGGCUAUUAUUUGACCAGAGUCUUUAGUAGAAAGCAGAGAUUAUCCUUCUGCUAAAAAGAGGGAGAAAUCUCAUGCUCCUGAGAUCAGGAGUUCACGAAAAGACCCUAAUUUCAACCAGCCUGACGAGCUUUCUGCAAGCAUAUGGGCAUACGGAAUUGAUAUUCCUAAAAGAAAGAAGCAAAGAUUCUUUUCCCAAGGAAGAGUCAGGAGGAAGAAAUCCAUAUUAAGAGUGAUCAGAGAGCUAGAGAACUUCAAGAAGGAGGUUCAGAAAUAGAUAUAAGCUAUCGACUAUCAAUCAUGGAUAUGUUUUUCCAAGGAAACAGAAGAGUAUUAAAGUGUCUCCUCAGAGUAAAAAUAUCAAAACUACACAUGUAAUGAUCAAGAAAAAUGAGAAUGCUAGCAAGAAGGCUGUCUUCAUAGUGAAGAAAAAUCAUAAUAGUACUAAAAAAGAAUCGAGUUUGAAGGCAAAAUCUAAGAAAACUAACAAAAUUUCUAUUUCUCAAGACAGAUCAAGAAAUUUUGAUAUGGACAAAUCCAGGUCAGAAGCUAAAACAGGAUUCAAGAACUCAUCAAACACGUUUAGUAGAUCAAUAAAAGAUGGGUACCAGAAAUACCUAGCCAACAGCCAAAAUCCAGAUAGAAGUGGGCAAAACUCGCUCAAAAAGUCAAAAACAUCGAAACUAAAGUUGAUAUCCAGCCACUUAUCAAAUUCUGAAAGAUCUCAGGCAGAGAAAUCCAGGAGCUUAGUGAAGAAGACCGCUUCAGCAAUAAAGAAGAUGGGAGAUUCAAACUCUUACCAGGCCCUGCCUAUGGCAGGGCAUGCCAAGGCCAUGAAGAAGUCAAGCUCUGGGCGUUUAAAAAACCAGCAUUCUUCUAUGCACAAGAUGUCUCAAGGAAAACCUGGGGUUUCAGGUCAAGUAAAAAAUAUCGAAAACUCAGAAAAUAAAGCUUUGCAAAAUAAGAAAAGUGCAAUGAGAAUUACUCCAGUGGUCACCGGAGAAUUAAUUCCUGAUGAAGAAAGUGAUGAAUGAUCUCGACCAGAAAACAAUAUCCGAUUAUAUGAUACUUACAAAAUAAAAUCAGCUAGCAAGAUAAGAAAGCCCAAUUCUCAUUCCAAAAUUACCCUGAAAUAUUCGAAUUCAAGCGAAGAACUUAAAACAGUUUCCAAAGAUGGCAGAUUUUCUCAAAAUUUCAAAAAGACACACAAACUUCUCAACUCAUCUCAAAAAGUCUCUAACUUUGCUAAUGCACUUCCUUCCAUCCUUCGCCCCAUUGCCUCAAUGACUGUUCUUGAAAAGAAGCCCAAACAAAUUCCCCAAGUCACAAAUUUCCAGCCCAAAGGCAUCAAACCUCGCAAGACCCUGCAGAAGACCUCUUCUGCCUUCAAAUUCAUGCCAGACACUGGAAGCCAGGACUUGACCAGGCCUUCCUUCCUCAACAAGUCUGGCCAGAAGGGCCAGACUUGUAAGAAGACUUCCAAGCUUUCCAAGAGUUCCAACAAUUCCAGAAAUUCUUCAAAUUUUAGAAGAAAUUUGAAGAAUUAUAAGAAUCUGAAGAACCUUCAGAACGAAAAAAUUCAGCAGAAUCCUUCACAGAAAUUUCAGAAGUUUAAGCAAAAACUGUGCUUCUACAGCAAUGGGAUCAACAAAUCCCAUCAGGAAGGGCUAUCGAGGAAUAAAAAUAUUUAUUCCCAGUCUGCGACAGGGAAUUCAUAUGGUAUUGGUCGGAAGACCAAUACUGGGAGAACCCUGAAGAGCAAAAAUAAUUUGAGUCAGUCCGUAGCAAAUAUGAUGGACCUGAUCAAGAAGCAAGAGGACUAUAAUUCUAAAGGGACUAAGAAGAUUAGCAAUGAGAAAAAUAUGAAGUCAGCAGCCAAUUUUGCCAAGAAAAAGAUGCCAAAAGGAAUGAAAUAUCAAAAAUAGCUCCCCUGAUAUACUUAUUAAAGAAGAAAUUGACCCUGAUGAAGCAAAGGAACAAGUGAUAAAAACUAGAAGGCAAGGUGUCAAAAGUAGGAGGACAAAGCCGAUUCCUAACAAAUCUUCAGCAUACCAGAAUGAAGAAGAAUAUACGCCUAGAUAUGUGUCAAAGAUCAAACCAAUUAUUGGGAAUACUUCUCAUAGAGAACUUGAAGUAACAAUAAAAAAGUCAAGCACAAGAAACUUAAAAGAGCAAAAACUCUCGAGAAAUCUUCCUCUCAAACCAACAAGCACCACAAAAUCGAAAAAUUCCCCAAACUUCCACAAAACCACCAGAUACACCCUCCCAAAAUCCAGCCACAAACUACAAAAACCUUCAAACCCCCAUAUCCUCUCACAAAUCAUGCACAAAAAUCCACCUGAUUCCAAGUAAUAACUAAAAUUCC
This is a messenger RNA of Moneuplotes crassus, 2706 nucleotides long. NCBI's taxonomy places the organism in Eukaryota, Ciliophora, Spirotrichea, Euplotida, Euplotidae. The record is from the annotation of a GenBank genome assembly.